GGGGGGGAUCCGCCCCCUAGAGACACUUUCCGGUUCUGUGAGAAGUCGAAGUUCGGUUCUCCAUGGCGCCGCUACAAGCCACCGUGGCUCCCAGCGAAGCCUUGCGGCAGCUGGUGACUGGUGAGGGCACAGAGCAGCAGGUGAGUGAGGCGGUGAGAGCUUUGGACCCGGCCACUCCCAGCCCUGAGCGGCUCUGGGCCUCCGUCGCACAGCUCCUGGGCCUCAGCGACGAGAGCCGCGUCGCGACGUACGACGAGCUGUCGGAGUGUCCGGAUUGCAUGAUGCUGUGGGGCUUCCGCAGCAUCUACGGCGCCGAGGAGCCUCUCCCGGACGCCUCUCCCGUGCUUCAGCUCGCACGGCAACACCGCCUACCAGAGGGCCUUGCAGCCUAUGCCCUGGCUGCGCAGCUGGGCAGCCCCCUGGGUCGACUGGCUUGGGGGGAGGAGCGGCUGGGCAGCGCGCCGGCGCUGCAGCGCCGCGGCAGCUUGCAGCCUCCGGAGGACAUCUCCAGCAACAGCUGCGCUGAGGGCCUUGAGGCGGCCAUGGCAGUGGCUGCCACAGCCGCACAGGAGCAAAGUUCUGUGCCACAGCCAGUGGACAUGGAUUACCUCAUACAGGCGCGGCACGAGGACCGCCAGAGCUACGCCCUGGCGUCGCAGCUGGCGAGGGACGGCCACGCCGAGGGCCUGGCAGCGAAGGCGGAGAUGCUGUACUACGGCAAGAGCGCGGUGGUCAGCGAGGGAUACCUUUCGGCCUGGUGCUGGGUCCUUCCACUGCUGAUCUGGGUGUUGCCGAAGCUUUGCCGCAGAGAGGCGACCAGAGUCACCACAGGUUGCGCCUGCGUGAGCCUGUUGCCACCGAUCCUGUGGUUCUAUUGGCUCAGUGGCGGGCCCGCAGAUUUGGCGCAGGACGUGGGCUUGGCCCAGGACCUCUUCCAGGAGGCGGCGGAGGCGGGGCACUGGGGUGCCGCCUACGCCAUGGCGCUCAUCAAGCUGGACGAAAACCACAGCGAAGCUCAGCCCUACCUGGAGCAGGUGGUGGAGCAGGGGGAAGAGCCCGCGCUGCUUGCCUGGAGUUCCUUCGCGGACUAUUUCCGGCACAGACACGGCCUGGGAGUUGACAAGGAUCCCGACCGCGCUGGGCAGCUGCUGGAGCGGGCCGCAGACAUGGGGGAGCCCACGGCGCAAGCGCUGUUGGCGGAGUUGCUGACAAAGCAGGAGCACCAGGACGCAAAGCCGCCCGGUGGCUUCGACCCCGCGCGGGCUCUGCACUACUUCCGCCAGGCCGCCGGGGCUGGGCAGCUGCCGUGCAGAUACAACAUCGGGGUCUUGUUGCUGCAGUCCGACGCGGUGCGAAGCUGCCUGGAGGCGCGCCAGGAGUUUCUGGAGGUCGCGCGAGACAUGGAGCCGACGGUGCGUUUGCUGUUCGCCUUGGCCCUGAGGGCUUGGGAGCGUGGCAACGCCGCAGCGGCCUUACAGCUCUUCACCUUCCUGUCGGAGCUGGGCGUCACCAAGGCGCACCGGAACGCCGCGCGGCUUUGGGAGCAACGCAUCGGCACCGAUCGCACUUUGGACCUGCCGGCCGAGGAGGCGGAGGAGACCUGCAGCGCAGAGGUGGAGCUCGUGGCGACAGGCCAGUACUGCAGCGGGUUCCGCUUCAACGAGCCGGGCUUCCUGCCCUCGGAGUGCGUGAAGAUGUGCAGCCAGGAUCCUGAAUGCAGCUUCGCCACCACCUACACCACGGGCUACUGUCAGCUGUCGGGGGACUGUGCCAUGGGAGCCGCUGCGGACCCCUCCGCGCAGAUCUAUGCCGUGCGCGGCGCGUGCAGGUCGGGGCCCUCUGCCCGGCUGCUGCGAGACUGCGCGCCCUGGCAGGCCAGUCCGCGGCCGCGGCUGUGUGCAGCGCUCUUCUGGGCGCGGGCCGCGGAGUUUCCGGCGCAGGUCCAGAGCGAGCUCCCGGCCGGCAGCGCGCUGGCGGAGGCUGCCAAGACUUCCGCGGUGGCUGCAGCAUCGGCGGGUCGACACCUGGAAUGGCUGGACCUCGGGGCAGCCUUCGCCUGGAGCUGCCGCGCUGGGCAGCUGGGCAGCGGCGCGGGGCGCCUGCGCUGCGCCGCGCUGCAGGCUGAGGCUUGGCCUGGGCAUGUGGCGAACCUCAGCCUAGCGGCCAGGGAGCUGCGUCACUUGGCGAAUGAUGAAGCCCAUGCCGCAGUGGCUGUCUAUGCAACGCUGGGCUCUCUACUGGCACGCUUCUGGCACCGAGCGGUGCUGCAGGGCUGCCGGCUGCCGCCCUCGGUGGCGCUUCCGCGCUGCGACCAGCUGGCAGAAGCCGCCGGCUCCAGCGGCGUUCGCUUGGAUCAAGCUGCGCAGCUGGCCACAGAGCGCGUGCUGCUGAUGUGCCUCCUGAUGCUCACGGCUUUGCUUCUAUGCCUCCUCUGGCUAGGCUUGCGCUUCGUGCAGCAGCUGACCAUUGCCGUGGCAAAAAUCGAAGAGGCGCCUUGGCUGCGCGAGCUGGAGCCAAGUGCCUUUGUGCUGCAGCGGAUCCCCUCCUUCGCGGUGCGGAUCGGUGAUCCGGGCCGCCUCAACUGGCAGAUGCCCCUGUUUGAGAAGCCGUUCAGUGGCGAGGUCUUGAAAGAGCUCGACGUGAAUGACACUGUUCCAGACAAGACCACCUUGUCAACGACUGCAACCCCGACAAGUUACACAGUGACCACCAAGACAAUGACGACCAUGACAUCGACCUCAACCUCCAGCAGCAACUUCACCACCACCACUACCACCCAGACACGUACUACUAGCACCACCACGUCGACCAAAGACACCAGGCCGAUUUGGAGCGACGACAUUUUGUUCCAGGAAAGCUCUGCGCCCUUGUUCACGUUCUACAUGUACAGAGCAGUUGGAGAUACGGUCUACCCACCGAUGAAUGUGAAUGCUGCAAACUUGGCGGGUGUCAUGUGGUACUUGCACAACGAAGUGGUCGAGAGAACGCCGAGAAAGUUCGGCAUCACGAAGAUCAUCCGCUUCAAGGUUCAGACGCGGGCGACGCAGCCUUUGUGGGAGAAGGGCAUGAACUUCGGAGUGCGCUUUGCUUUUGAUUCCGGGCAAGCGACUGGGCCCUUCGAGUGCGGCCGCGACAAGUACGGGCCGAAGCUAUGCCAAGGCCCCUUCAACAGAAGCUUCGAUGUGGGCAUGCACAACGGCAGUGUGGUGGGUGCCUUCGAGUGGGACACCUACGGCUACUUCGUGGGCUGCAACAAGUUAGGACACUUUCCUUUCCCCACCUACAAGAUCUACUACCCCGGCGCGGUGUGGUGGAGUCUGCCUGGGCCUUGCCCCUCCAAGAACUACACGGACUGGACGGACUGGUGCAAGGAGCGGGAGCCUGGAGGCUAUUGCGAUGAGACCCCCACUGGCCAGGGGAAUUGCACCUGGACCUAUGAGGAUGCGGGGGAGAUCACCAUCGAUGAGCUCACGGGCAUCCGGAACUACUCGGCCUUCAUGGCUUCCGGCAGAAAAGAGUACAUGCGAGGUCCGGAUCGAGGCUUUGGAUGGACCUGGUGGGAUUCAAAGAAGGAUGUCCUGGCAAACGAGUGGCGCCUGAUGUUGGCGCAGGAGCUCUUCGCCAAGAAGUAUCCCAAUUCCACCCCGGAGUACGAGCUCCAUGAGCCCGAGUGCGACUUCAACAUGCGGAAGUUCUAUGAGGACAAGGGCUACUAUGUCGCAGAGUGCGAAGACGCCAAGAAGGGCGAUGCUUGCUACAGGGACGUGAUCUGGGCCAUGCGAGAAGGCAUCAAACGGCAUCCGGAAUGGUACCGGGGCCUUACUCCGGACUCGAGCUUUGAGGACUUCCAAGGCUACCUCUAUCGCACGAGUCCAGUGGGCCAUUCCUGCAAACCUCCCUGCUCCUAA
Effrenium voratum is the source of this 3908-nucleotide messenger RNA. NCBI's taxonomy places the organism in Eukaryota, Dinophyceae, Suessiales, Symbiodiniaceae. The record is from the annotation of a GenBank genome assembly.